AUGAGUAUGAUCCAACAUUUUCAUAAAAGAUCCGAUUUGAUUAGGAUCAUUCUAUCGAUUAUAAUGAUUUGGUGUAUGAUUAUGUUAAUGGAUUUAUCCAAUGGUCAUUUAUUGAUAAAAGAAGAAAAAAUUUUACGGAAAUUAGUCAAUUUGAUUCAUGCCACAACAACAAAUGAUUUCAAUCUGUGUACAAUUCAUUCACGUCAAUUACAAUAUUUAUUAUAUACUACUUAUAAUACUACUACUACUACUACUACUACUACUACUACUCAUUAUAAUGAUAUUCCAUUAGCAGCAGGAGCAGGAACAGGAGCGUCGUCAGCAUCAUCGGCAGAAGGAUCAGGAUCAUCAACAAUGAUUAAUUUAAAUGAAACAUUCUAUCCAAUAUUUCAUCAUUUAAUCACACAAAACUCUUUAACACAAAAUUGCUUGCAUGAUAUAUAUAGAUCUAUACAGAUUAUGAGAAAUUUCAAUCGUUGGCAUAGCAACAACCACUACCACGACAACCACAACCCCAACAACAAUAAUCAUGAUACCAGGAAACAAUUAGAAGUCUAUUUAUUUCGUUUAUUACAAUUAAAUCAACCAAUUGAAUUUUAUAAUAUGGAAUUAUUCAAUAAUUUCAUCACUAUGAAUGAUGAUUAUGAUGAUCAAAAAUCCAAUUUAAUUGGUAUUGGUUAUUGUUUCAAUGGGAUAUUAAUGGCUUAUGUCAAUAAUUAUACUACUACUACUACUAAUAGUAGUAUUAGUAGUGAUUCCUCUGAUCGUAAUUCUAUAUGUAGUCAAUUUGUAUUGAAUAUAGAAUUAUUUGAUAAUAAUAAUGAGACUAUAGGGUUUAAUGAUUAUGAAUAUGGAGAAUUUUCACCCAUUUGGGCACCAAUUCAAUGUGAAUCUAAUUCAAUCAUAUCAAUAGUUUUACGAUAUUUUAUUGAUACAAAAGAAAAAAGGCAAGUUUUUCUUUUCCUUCUUUUUCUUUUAGGUGAUUUAAUCCGAUUUGAGUUUUCAGCUAGUGGUAACAAUCAAUCUGUUUAAAUGAAUGUAAUGUCUAGGAGUAAAGUGUGUUACUCUGGUUUCUACCAAUGGAGCAUAGGCUGCAGACCAGCAUUCUCCAAUCCAUUCUGUUCACGGUCUUCCUUUCUAGUUCCAUUCAAUUUUCGCUUAUUUUUCUCAUGUUUAUCUCCAUUUCUCGGCGUAAUGUAUUCUUUAGUCUUCCUCUUCUCCUCUUUUUUGCUUUGAGGAUUCCAUGUGAGGGCUCGCCAUGUGAUACAGUUGGGUGCUUUCCUCAAUGUGUAUCCUAUCCACUUCCAGUGCCUAUCCAUGAUUUCUUCCUCCGCUGGGAUCUGCUUUAUUCUCCUAUAAUAGGUUGUUGUUGAUAGUGUCUGGCCAACGGAUCUGAAGGAUUAUGUAUUGACCACGACCAAACUAUCGAGCUCAGAGAACAAAACUCCAUCAAAGACAAUUACUCAUCAACAUAUACAUUGAACAUUGAUGUGGAUAUUGAAUUGGACUAAUUACUUGGUUUACGGUUGGGAAUCUUUAAGUCUUGGCACAAAGCGAAUAUUAUCCGGCCUGGCUCUUGAAAGGAGAACGAAGAAACAAUCACCAGUUCGAUACGGGAGCACUUAAUCAACCGUGGACAUAUCGCUCCAAAAGACUCUUCGUUUAAGAUAGUUUACAGAGUCAAAGGAACUGGGUCGAAGGGUGUUCGAAUCAAUAUUUUAUGCACCGCAUAAGUUGGUAGAUGUUCACACUUGGUACAUAAAGGGCCAGAUAAAAUCAAUUCGCAGUUCUAUCUUGGCACAUCUCAUUGAUAGCGGUCAUGCUGUAGAUAAAUCGGGAACAUUUCGAGUGAUCUAUCGUAUACCUCCAUCAUUUCCCAACGGAGUUUGUUCCCGCCUCCUACAUAUAGCUGAAGCCAUAGGAAUUUGUACAUAUAACCCCAAUUUAUGUGUACAGAAGAAAUUCGUAACCCCCCUAUUCCUUCCAUGGCUAGUUAUAACUUAACAAACAAAUUUUCCGCCUCAUUCCGUUUGUAUUCUUCACUAUCUAAUUAUUUACACACUUCUCAUUACGUAAUGAUUCUAGUGUUUUAGUGUUGACUAGUCCACGUUUGUUUGACCUUCUAUUGCCAACGUUUAACUAUUGAUAAGAGUUUUGUGAUCAUCUUUUAUUAUUCUCACUACGAUCAGUUCACAUGUCUUCCCAAUACUAUCAACUUGUACUAUUACCUAUUUCAUGUGUAGUGACUUAUUCUAUUUCAUUGUGAUGAUUGACCCAUAUUGCCUUGAUUGAUUUAAAAAUUUCAUAAUAAAUAUUCAUGUAUAUUAGAGUAAAGCCUGAUGACGAUCUUUAUUGAAAACAAUAUUGUUCGCUUAUAUGUGUUGUUCUAAUUUUCCCGAUGGGAAUCUUUGAUAUUAUCUGAGCCAGAAAUUUGGUUCUUCCUUACCGCUUGAUUAGUACGUUAACCUCAUUUGUUAUUUAUUGUCUAAUCCAUUUUUGUUUUGUGUGUGUGAUACAAUCCUUUCUAUCCUUCUAUAGAUAUACAUUUUCCAUAUCUAACUAUAUAUACGAAUGUACAGCUUGAGUAAAUGAUUUCGUCGAAAAGUAAAAGAUUUUCUCCGCUGAAUUCUCUUUUUCUUAUUCAAUUGAUUUAUUCAUGUCAUUAUGAAUUAAACACUAA
This is a messenger RNA of Schistosoma curassoni, 2680 nucleotides long. The record is from the annotation of a GenBank genome assembly. NCBI's taxonomy places the organism in Eukaryota, Metazoa, Platyhelminthes, Trematoda, Strigeidida, Schistosomatidae.